AUGGAGAAACUUGAACGCUUCCUGUCGCGGCCAACGGCGAAGCCAUACAAGACUCGCGAUAUUGAGGCUUCCGAGGAGGUCUAUCUCAAUGAAGAAGGUCUUCUUGAGUUCGGCCCCAACGACAUCGAGAACCCCAAGAACUGGUCCACCGCACGAAGAUGGUACAUCACUGUGGUCUCGGUCAUCUUGGUCGUGAACGCCACAUUCGCAUCCUCCAGCCCAUCCGGCACGCUCGAGUCGCUCUCAACUGACCUGCAUGUCUCCACCGAGGCUGGCGGACUCGUCAUCACUUUAUUCCUUCUAGGGUACUGCGCUGGUCCCCUGGUUUUCGCCCCGCUUUCGGAGUUCUUCGGUCGCAGAUACAUCUUCUAUAUCACCUUCACUCUGUAUCUGGCCUUCAACUUCCUCUGCGCCUUUACGCCUAACUUCGGUGGGCUCCUGGUGGGUCGAUUCUUGACGGGGACAUUUGCGAGUGCUCCUCUCUCCAACGCACCAGGUGUAUUGGCCGACAUUUGGGGACCUCUUGAGCGUGGAAAUGCAAUGGCUGCCUUUUCGAUGAUGACUUUCAUCGGUCCAGCACUUGGACCCGUCAUAUCAGGCUUUCUAGAAUUGAAGAAGGACUGGCGUUGGUGCUUCUACGUCCUUCUUUGGCUAGGUGGUAUCACCGAGCUACUAAUGUUCACAAUUCCAGAGACAUUGCCCGCAAUUGUGCUCCGCAACAAAGCCAAGCGCAUAAGAGCCUUGAAGAUUCCCGGGCAUGAACAUGUUAAGGCACCAGUUGAAGUGACGGACCGGACUCUUGCAGGCAUGUUCCACGUCUCUCUCACACGACCCUGGAAGAUUCUCAUUGACCCCAUUUCGUUCGCCGUCGCUGUCUAUCUCGCGGUCGUGUACGCCCUGCUGUACAUGCUCUUCACCAUCUAUCCCAUUGUUUUCCAACAACGGCGAGGCUGGAACUCCGGCGUUGGCGAACUGCCGCUCCUCGGGACUGCUAUCGGUGCAGUUAUUGGUGGAAGCAUCAUCUUUGCGAAUACAGCCAGGGACCGACGCAAGGCAGAAUCCGGCCACAAGGGCGUUCCGGAAGACCGCCUCCCUGUAGCAAUGCUUGGAGGCGUCAUGUUCCCCAUCACUAUGUUCUGGUUUGCCUGGUCUGGAGAGUAUAAUAGCGUCCACUGGAUCGUUCCCACUCUUGCUGGUGUCUUCCUCUCGACUUCCAUCCUACUGAUCUUCGUCGCAUAUCUCAACUAUCUGACGGACACAUACCUCAUGUACGCUGCGAGCGCGUUGGCAGCGAACACUGUCGUGCGUUCGGCUGCAGGAGCUGCCGCGCCAUUGUUUACGCAGUACAUGUUUGACGCUCUCGGUGUGGGCGGCGGCGGUUCGCUCAUCGCCGGAGUAGCCUGCCUGCUUGCACCCAUCCCAUUUGUCUUCUACAAGUACGGCGGGCCUAUCAGAGAACGAUCCAAGUUCGCUCCUACUGCGUCCAAAGCUCCCAAACCGAACACCCCCGAACCAACGGCCCUGGAUACAAAUAACUCGGAUGAGAAGAGUGAAACGGAAGGAGACAAUCUUGCAAAGCAUACUUUCAAAACGCAAUGA
Messenger RNA from Alternaria atra, 1599 nucleotides. RefSeq lists its product as uncharacterized. Gene Ontology annotation, biological process: transmembrane transport. Gene Ontology annotation, molecular function: transmembrane transporter activity. The coding region runs from base 1 to 1599 and encodes 532 amino acids. The record is from RefSeq and is a predicted model, not a curated record. Lineage: Eukaryota; Fungi; Ascomycota; Dothideomycetes; Pleosporales; Pleosporaceae. The transcript has a single exon.